Molecule: messenger RNA, 1275 nt
Organism: Echinops telfairi (small Madagascar hedgehog)
Lineage: Eukaryota; Metazoa; Chordata; Mammalia; Afrosoricida; Tenrecidae
Gene: KRT20
Product: keratin 20
Exons: 8
Coding region: 1-1275 (424 amino acids)
Molecular function (GO): structural molecule activity
Source: RefSeq, a predicted model, not a curated record
AUGGAUUUCAGCCAGAGAAGCCUCCGCAGACCCUUGGCUUCCUCAGCACUCAGCAUGAGCGGCUCCCUGUAUAGCAGGGGGAGCCUGCAGCGCCUCGGGGCUGCCCCCAGCGUCUAUGGGGGAGCUGGCGGCCAAGGUAUCCGCAUCUCCACCUCCAGACAGGUGGGCUAUGGGGGCGAACUCUCCGGCGGAGACCUGUUUGUUGGCAAUGAGAAAAUAGUCAUGCAGAGCCUAAAUGACCGCCUGGCAAGCUACCUGGAAAAGGUGCAGUCUCUGGAGCAGUCCAACGCCAAGCUUGAAAUGCAGAUCAAGCAGUGGUAUGAGGCCAGUGCUCCCAGCGCACGCCGGGACUACAGUGCCUACUACAGGGACAUCGAAGAGCUGCAACGUCAGAUUAAAGAGGCUCAACUGGAAAAUGCUCGGUGUAUUCUGCACAUUGAUAAUGCUAAACUGGCCGCCGAGGACUUCCGGCUGAAGUGUGAGACGGAGAGAGGUUUAGGGAUCACCGUGGAGGCCGACUGCAUAAGCCUACGUGAGGUCUCUGAUGAUCUGACUCUGCACAAGACAGACUUGGAGGUACAGAUUGAAGAGCUGAAGAAAGACCUGAUCCUCGUCAAAAAGGAGCAUGAGGAGGAAGUCAAUACCCUGCGCAAGCAGCUGGGCAACACCGUGAACGUAGAGGUGGAUGCUGCUCCCAGCCUGAACCUCGGAGCCAUCAUGAAUGAGAUGAGACAGAAAUAUGACCUUUUAGCCCGGAAUAACCUCCAAGAGAUCAAAGAUCACUUUGCGAAGCAGGCGGAAACUCUGCAGCAGCAAGUCAUAGUGAGCACUGAAGAAACACAGGUGCACGAGGCUCAAGUGAAGGAGAUGAGACGCACCUACCAGAACCUGGAGAUAGAGCUCCAAUCCCAUCUCAGUAUGAAAGAAUCUUUGGCACAUACAUUAGAGGAGACCAAAGCUCGUUACAGCAACCAAUUGGCCAACAUCCAGGCGAUGAUAAGCUCCCUAGAGGCCCAGCUGAUGAAGAUACGGACUGACACAGAACAUCAGAACAACGAAUACAAUAUUCUUCUCGACAUAAAGACCAGGCUCGAGCAGGAAAUCGCUACUUACCGCCGUCUCUUGGAAGGAGAGGAUAGCAUGACCUAUCAGUUAAGCAUCCCAGAGGAAGAGAGAGAUAUCAAGAAAACCAGGAAGAUCAAGACGGUCGUGGAAGAAGUGGUGGACGGCAAGGUUGUGUCAUCUGAAGUCAGGGAGAUGGAAGAAAAGAUGUAA